AUGUUAAAAAUCCUAAUUCCAACGUUCAUAUUAAUUCCACUCACCUGACUAUCUAAAAAACCAUGAAUUUGACUCAACUCCACCUCACACAGCCUAACCAUCAGCGUAAUUAGUCUAACUCUUCUUUACUAUAACACAGACCUCAGCCACAACUAUAACUCCUCAUUCUUCACAGACUCACUAUCCAGCCCACUAGUAGUAUUAUCCUGCUGACUACUACCACUCAUAAUAAUUGCUAGCCAAAACCAUUUAACCAAAGAAUCCACUAACCGAAAAAAAACCUAUUUGACCAUACUCAUCAUUCUCCAAUUAUCCCUAAUCAUAGCCUUCUCAUCAUCAGAACUAAUCAUAUUUUAUGUCCUAUUCGAAACUACUCUAAUUCCAACUCUAAUCGUCAUUACACGAUGAGGUAAUCAAAACGAGCGACUUAACGCAGGCCUAUAUUUCCUAUUUUAUACCCUAGCCGGAUCGCUGCCCCUCCUAGUAGCCCUCCUAUAUCUACACAACAACAUUGGAUCACUUCACAUACUAACUAUUUCCAUAAUAUCUACUUCCAUGUACCCCUCCUUAUCAAACUCAAUCCUAUGAUUUGCAUGUAUAACUGCAUUCAUAGUAAAAAUACCAUUAUAUGGCCUUCACCUAUGACUCCCCAAAGCACACGUCGAAGCUCCAAUCGCAGGAUCCAUAGUCCUAGCAGCUAUUCUCCUAAAACUAGGUGGCUAUGGCAUUAUACGAAUAACAAUCCUUACACAACCAAUUACCUCACACCUCUACUACCCCUUCAUCAUCCUAUCAAUAUGAGGAAUAAUCAUAACAAGUUCAAUCUGCCUACGUCAAACAGACCUAAAAUCCCUAAUCGCCUACUCCUCAGUAAGCCAUAUAGGCCUAGUAAUUAUUGCAGCCCUUAUACAAUCACCACUAAGCUUCAUAGGAGCAACAGCCCUAAUAAUCGCCCACGGACUAACCUCCUCUAUACUAUUCUGCCUAGCCAAUACAAACUACGAACGAAUUCAUAGUCGUACCAUAAUCCUAGCCCGAGGCCUACAAACUAUCUUGCCCCUAAUAUGUACAUGAUGACUCCUUGCAAGCCUAGCCAACCUUGCUCUUCCCCCCACAAUCAACCUCCUCGGAGAAUUAAUAGUUAUUGUAUCCUCCUUUUCAUGAUCCAACUUCUCCAUCAUCUUACUAGGACUCAACACAGCCAUCACAGCCCUCUACUCACUCCACAUACUAAUUACAUCACAACGAGGAAAAUUUACCCACCACUUACAUCCAAUCAAACCCUCAUUCACUCGAGAACAUAUCCUAAUAACCCUACACCUAAUCCCACUAUUAAUCAUCUCUGCCAACCCAAAGUUCAUUUUGGGAAUUACAUACU
Trichosurus vulpecula (common brushtail) is the source of this 1378-nucleotide messenger RNA. The record is from the annotation of a RefSeq genome assembly. Lineage: Eukaryota; Metazoa; Chordata; Mammalia; Diprotodontia; Phalangeridae.